AUGGUUGACGGACCAAAUAACAUAGAUGAAGUAUAUAAGUCAGUGCACUGCCAGCAGUGGUUGAAUGCCAUGGCUGGAGAGGUUAAGAAAGAUGCACAUGGUAACGUAGAGAGAUUUCGCGCGAGAUUGGUCGUGAAGGGCUACGAUCAACGUCCCGGUCGUGAUUUCGGUGAAACCUUCUCGCCGGUUGCACGUUUUGAUACGAUCAAGACCCUACUGGCUAUUGCAGCCAAAGAAUCUCUAGCACUAUAUCAGUUCGACGUCAAGACAGCAUUCUUGAAUUCGGAGCUUAAUGAGGAAGAGAUCUCUCACGUGCCUCUUAUCCUGAUGUCCCCACCUCUCGUGGUACAACUGCAGCAACGAAUCAUCUUUUUCACUUGCAUUGACCUCUUUUGGAAGGCGAAUUGGCACGAAAUCGACUUCAUACAGAGAGCCACCCUCUUCACGGUGUCCUCUGAGAACGACUCGGCCCUCAAUCAUGAAAUUGCACGUCCUCACUUCAGAGACAAAUCUGCUAUUCCUGUUCCUAUCGUGUGCAGCUAG
Molecule: messenger RNA, 543 nt
Organism: Galendromus occidentalis (western predatory mite)
Lineage: Eukaryota; Metazoa; Arthropoda; Arachnida; Mesostigmata; Phytoseiidae
Exons: 3
Coding region: 1-543 (180 amino acids)
Source: RefSeq, a predicted model, not a curated record